AGGGAACGCAAGACCGGAAGGGGCCGAUACGUGGCCACCGAAGGGCGGGGCCGGACUGGGCGGGGCCCGGCGGCCCUCCCGAAAGUGGAGGUUUGCUGGAGGCGGUUACCUAGGAAUCCCGAGUAGUUUGAAUGUGUGGCGACCUGUGCACUGGUGCUUGGUCGGUGCUAUCUCAGCAGGAGUGGGACCCCCGAGGCCUAAGAAACAGGCUUUUAUCUGACUCGGGACUCCCCGGCAUUCAUCGCUUCCCUCCAUAACCGGAUAGCAGUUAUUUGGACUCAGCCUCAGACCCAGGGGUCACAUGCCAGGAAGGAUGGCCCCCCUCAAGAAGCCUCGAAAUGCCGCAAGGUUGCCCCUGGCUUUAAACCCCCUGAAGAGCAAGGACGUGUUGGCAGUGCUGGCCGAAAGGAACCAGGCUAUAGUGCCAGUUGGGGCCUGGGUGGAACCUGCCUUGCCAGAUAGUUCGGAAGUCCCAGCAUAUACUUCAGCAUAUAUGAUUGAAGAAGAACUAAAGGAACAACUAAGAAAAAAACAAGAAGCUCUGAAGCAUUUUCAGAGACAAGUCAAACGCCGAGUAAAUCAACAAAUCAGGUUGCGAAAAAAGCAUCAGCUUCAGAGAUCUUACGAAGCAGCAGAAAAAGAAGGCUCUAUAGCCAUGCAGUCCUCAGAUCCAACACAUUUAACUCCUAAAAGAACAAGUGUUUUUCCAAAGAACUUGAAUGCUGCAAUUGGAAGUGCUAGGUUACCUCCUUCCCAGGUGCUGGGGGAUGGACUAGAAGAUAGAGAGAAUCAGAAUGAAUUACUCCAACAACAAGCCCAGGCUCUUAGUCAAACCAUGAAACAGGCUCGUCACCGACUGGCAUCAUUUAAGACUGUGAACAAAAAAAAUGUGUCAGUGUUUCCAGAUGGUAGAAGAAAAACCUUUCCCCACCAAGAGGAACCUGACUCUGAGGAAUCUUCAUCUAUUUUGAUAGAUAAAAAAGGGAGAGAAAAUUUGUUUUGGGGAGACCAACAGGAUCUCCUUUCUGAAGACAGGGACAAACCUUUCAGCAGAGUUCAGAAAGCACAAUUCAAAAAUCCAUUAUUUGCUGUGAUGAAAGAGGAAGAGCAAAAGCAGUUAGAUCUUCAAGGCCUUCAGGAUAUUCUGCCAGAAGCCCAGGAAUAUCUUCCAGAAGCCCAAGGUGAUCUGCUGAAAAUCCAGGGUGAUUUGACAGGAGUCCAGAGUGUUGAGCUAGAAGCUAAGAGUAUUGAGCCAAGGCUCAGCACCCAGGUUGUUGAGGUGGAAGGCCAAGCCACUGAGCCUGAAGCCCAGGCUGUUGAGACUGAAAUCCAGACCGUUGAGCCUGAAGCCCAGGCCAUUGAGCCUGAAGCCCAGGCUGUUGAACCUGAAGCCCAGACCACUGAGCCUGAUGCCCAGGCUGUUAAGAUAGAAACUCAGGAUAUUAUGCCAGAAGCCCAGAAUAUUGAACUAGAAGAUGGGAGUAUUGUGUCUGAAGUCCAAGAUUUGCUACCCAAAGAACAGUGUGUUCUUCCCACAGACCAGAAUGUUCUACUCAGAUGUCAGGACCAGGACUUUCUACCUAAAAACCAGGUUUUUCUACCCAAAGACCAGAAUAUUCUACCCAAAUGUCAGGACCAGCAUGUUCUCUCUGAAGACCAGAAUAUUCAGUCCAAAUUUCAGGACCAGGAUUUUCUACCCAGAGACCAACACCAGCAUUUUCUAUUCAGAGACCUGUGUGUUCUCCCCAGAGUACAGGAUUUUCCACCCAGAGAUCAGAAGGCGAAUUUGAAGCAGCCAGCAUCAAUUUUGACAGAUAGGAGAGGGAGAGAGGUGUUUCCUCUGGAUGCCCAUCAGGAUCUUCUACACAGCAGUCAAGAUCAGACCUCCAUCAGGGACAAGAAAGUACGCUUCAAGCAGUCAUAUUCUGAUAUGUCAAGUGAGAAAGGGAGAGAAGGCUUUUCCCUGGCAAGUUAUCAGUACCUGCCUCCUAAACUCCAGGACUAUACCUUCAUCAGAGAUCAGAACAAGUGUCUCAAGCAACCUGCAUCUCUUGAGAAAUGGGAGAUUGAAAGAAGAAUUGUUUCUGGAGUGCCAUCGACCUUAUGCUUCAGGCAGCAGCCAUCUGUUGGGACAGCAGAAAGAUGGCAAGAGGAUUUGUUUCUGGAUGGCCAUCAGCAACUUCCACCCAAGCACCAGAGAGAGGCUUCUAGCAGAAGACAGGUGUAUGGUGAAUGUCAGUCAAGAUUGAACACCGAAUUCCAAGUUCCACUGGCAUUUCAGUCUGGAGUAGAUCAAGAAGAAGACAAGAAAGAACGUCAAAAGCAAUACCUGCGAUACAGACGACUUUUCAUGGAUAUUGAAAGAGAACAAGUAAAAGAACAACAAAGGCAAAAAGAAUAUCAAAAGAAAGCUGAAAAGUUUUCUGUGGGUUUGAAGCUGUCCAGAGGAAAAAGUUGGGGGCAAAGGUAUAGUUUGGACUCUCACCGUCAGCUCCACCAUGAAGAUGGCUCUCCACCACACUUGCCAGAAGAGGUCCCUAAAAUCCUAGGGCUUUGCAAGAGGGAAGCAGCUGGAUUACUAGGAACUGCUUUUCUAGCAGCUUCCCAGUGUGGCUGGAUUCAGAGCCAGCUGAUUGGGGGAUGUCAGGCCACAAAGGUGGAUAGAUUCAGUUUGUCUGAUACUGAGAUAAAAAUAGGCCCUAUAUCUUAGAUAGCCCUGCUAAGGUGCCUCCAUGGAUAUGAGUAAUGGUCAGACCCAGGGGAUCAACCAGGGCUUCGAAAGCUAGACAACUGGAAAACCUGGAGCACCAUGCCAAAGGUUCUUUUCCUGAAUCGCCUUUUCCUACUGAGAUGAGAGAAUACAAAAUGAAGCAGUGCUCAGAAGUCUGCUACCGUCCCAGUGGGAGCAGCCACCACUCAGGCCUGAGCGGAAGUCUGUGGGUGCUGGGCACUGUCAGCACCUGGCUGGCUGGUCUGCACAGGGUUUGCGCUGGUGGGCCAUGCGGGUCCAAGUCACUGACCUCGGACCGAGAGCACCUGGGGUAAGUCCUGAUCCCACACUUGUAAGCUGUGAGGCUGAUUCCCAUUAUUCUUGUUCACAAAAACCAGUUUUCUUCUCUCCUGCCUGCCUUCUUGAUGGGCUACAAAAACUGAAAACAAACCACGAAAGGGCCUUUCAACUCUUAAAGGCCAGUGAGAUAUCUGUUAUUAUUACUUUGUAGGCACAAAACAAUUAGUUUUGCAACUCAGCUAGAUGGUUUUUAGGCCUUGAGUAUAUUUUUAUUACGAGGUUGUGUGAGUGAAGUCCUUUAAACCUCUGAGGAAGCAGGAUUGAGAUACCUUGAGAUGCUCAUUUUCUCCUGAGCAAACAGAGAAUGGCAGAGGAUGAUGCCCUUGUGAUAUGCCUUAACCGAUGAAAUAGAUCCCCACAGGCAAGUGGUGACACACUCACACUGUCCAGAAUGUCAGCGUCCUGGCUGAGCCAGCGCUGGCAGCUCUCUGUCAGAGUGCUGCAAAAGAGGGAAGCAGGACCUCCACUCAGUCCAGGAUAUCAGCCCAUCGGCCUUGGCAUCUCAGGGGCAGCAGAGCAGAACUGGCAGAGUGGGACGGGAGCAAUGCCUUUGGUUAGUCUUCAGGAGGAGGGGGUUGAGUUGGCAGGUAUAUGCUACAGAGAAAGACUUCACUCAGUGCCAGGGAGAACUUUCAUGUGGCCUGUCCAAGAUGCAGUGGUUGCACAGAGCUCCCCAUACUCUGACUCAGCUCCAUCACCCCUCCUUGAAGAGCAGCUGGGGAAGAUGCGCCAUUGACCAGAGAGUUGGAUCAGAUGAUAUGCUAGGUCUCUUCCAACCUUAACAAUAUGAGCCACUUUUAUCUAGCAGUGAAUCUGAAUUAAUCCAUGCUCUGCUUCCUAGCCAUGUGGUCUUGGACAUGUUUAUCAGGUUUCUGAGCCUUCAUUUUCUUAGCUAUAAAAUGAGAUUAUCAACAUCUACUCUGCUUAUCUCACAAGGUUGUUUUAAGGCUCAGCAGAAAUAAGCAGUGAUUCCUGGUGAAAUCAUAAAUGUUCUCACGUGACUCUCAGUACUCUGCACACAGUGCCAGGCUGACCAAGUGAGUGCCUGGACUGGCUGUCCCAUGGUUCAGAGCAAGGAUCACAUGUGCUCAAGGAGUCAGCACUAAAUCAGAUUUCACUAGCCAUCCUCCCUCUGUGGUUACCCCUUUGGCCAUUUUUGUCUUCUUUAUCCCUGUAUCGGCUCUUCCCUUCUUUCUUUCCCUUAUAUUCAUUCGUCUAGUACUUUCCAAGAGGUUAUUAUGUCCCAGACAUCUGCUGGGCCAGGGGGAGCAUGUAAAUUAUUGCCAGUCCUGCAAAUGUGGUGCAGGGAGAAUACAGAGAAGGAAUGAGGUCAGCAGUGCUCUUAGAGAGGUUUGUGCUGGGGGCUCACGGGGUGGCAGUCUUUGGCAGGGCAAGGCUGGAGGAAGGGAGGCUAGACAGGGGAAGUGUCACGAGGAAUAUGACAUUUGGGCCUGUAUUUGAAGAACAGAUGUUGAUUUUCCAAAUGGAGAAGGCGAAGGGAGGGCAUGAACAAAGUGCACGUGGAUAUGAGUGUUAAAGCCCCAUGGGCUUUGCUUCUCUGCCCCCAUCCUUAACCAGCUCCUCUCCUCUGGUCAGUUCCCGCACGUAGCUUCUUUCUAAGCAAAAAGACUUGAAAACUAAAGAUGGUUUUUGGAAAUACUGCUUGCUCAUUGAGGGCUGUAAAUAUUACUAUGAAAUAAAGACAGUAAUUCUCAACCCUGGCUAUGUACCAGAAUCACCUGUGGUUUGUUUUUGGUGUUGUUUUAAUUCAGAUUUCUUGGCUCCACCUUUCAUGUAUUCUGAUUUAGUAAGUUUGGGGCAGGACUGCUGAAAUUGAUAUGAUCUGCUUUUACACAUUUGGAGGUAGAGAUAUUGUCACAUGAUCUUUGUUUUUCCAGUUCUCACUAAAAACUGCACGUGUUUUAUUGCAGGAAGCUCAGUAUCACCUAGUAAAGAUUCUCAUCUAGCUUCAGUUCUCUGAUAAGCCUAAAGGCUUAGAAGUUCUAAAAAAGUGAUGGAACUGCCGUGGGUGGGGUUAGCCCAGCUUCUGUUCCCAGAGGGGAUAGAAUGGACGAUGAGCCGUUCACUACUUAUCUUCCCUGUGCCUCAAUUUUCUCAUCUGUGAAAUGGAAACUAAAACAGUUCCCACCUCAUAAGAUAGUGGUGAGGACUAAAAGAGCACAGAGAACGUCAUAGCACAUAGUAAGUGCUCAGUAAAUAAUGGCUGUCAUCAUGGGGGCGUCAAAGCCUACCUGGUGAUUACUGGUGUGGGCUCUGGAGCCAGACUGCCCUGGCUCCCAGCCUGGUGGCUACUCUCUGUAUAACCUCCACAGCUCAGUUUCCUUCUCUUUACAAUAGGGCUGGUCAUGACUCCCUCGCAGAACUGUUAUUAAAUGUGAUUAAAUGAAUGAAUAAGUGCAAGGCACUGAGGUCAUUGCUGGGCAAAUAGCACCAGAGAAAUAUUAGCAUUUAUCAUUACUUCUGCUGUGACCUCUCACUGCCUUACAGCGUCACUGUUGGGCCCUCGUCCUACCUUGUCGUCAGCUAGUGCUUGCCCGCUGCUCCUAGCAGCCUUUCAGGCCCAGCUGUGGCCCUUUGAGAAGGGACCACCACCUCCCCCUUUGCUACCCGUAGCCCACUGUACCCUGACUUGGUCUCCUAAUACAGCAGUUCAUGUACGCAGGCUCCUGCCAGGAUGCCGGCCGGCCCUGCAGUGCUGAGUCAGGACUAGUUCCAGCUCCUGUAGCUGGUGGAGCCAAAGCCUCCAUUCUCCCACCUUCUUCCCCACAGAGAUCCACCCUGGGGUCCACAGCAUUUCUGUGGCCAUCUUGGAACCUAAAGGGUCUGGGCACGGCCCUGUCCCCAGCGAAGGUAGUCUUUUAAAGGACGUUAGGGUAAUUCCUGGGGUCCCCACAUCCUACUUUGUUCAAAAGGCUGCUUGCCCUUUGGUGCCACGUGAUUGACCCUCAGUAAGGAUAUUGCCCGAGAUAACCAGGUGCCGACACACACUCUUCUGGUGGAACCAUUGUUGGGGAUUUUAAGGCGCUGUUUUGCUUCUUGGAGAAGGUGAAACCCACACAUCUAAUCUCUGCUUGGAAUCUGUGUUAUGUAUAAUUAAAAAAAUUUUUUAAGUUUAUUUAUUUUGAGAGAGAGAGUACAUGCACAUGCGUGCAUGAGUAGGGCAGGGGCAGGCAGAGAGGGAGAGAGAGAAUCCCAAGCAGGUUCCAUACAGCACAGAGCCCGACAUGAGGCUCAAACUCACAAACUGUGAGAUCAUGACCUAAGCCCAAGCUGAUGCUUAACCAAGUGAGCCACCCUGGUGCCCCUGUAUUAUGUAUAAUUUUUUUAAACCCAAUGCCUGAUUCUAAUAUCCAGCCAAGGUAGAGAAUCACUGAGACAAGAAGACUGAGAUGUAAUGGUUGGUAAAAGUCACCUCUACAAGUUGGGAGGCAGGCUUAUUUCCUGGAGGCUGCCAUCCGUCGGAAUAUUUUGAUCUAGAGUAUUGGAGCUAAGUCUGUCCUUCAAGAUCAGCUGACUCAGUGAUUCCCUCCCCAGUGUGCAGCAGAAUCACUGAGGUGGUCUGCUUAUCAUACAGAUUCUUAAGUCUUGCUGAUUCAGUAAGUCUGGGAGUCCCAAAUCCUAGUGAGAUGCCCUAGUGGGAAGGGGCCCGUGGGGAGGGUGUGGACAGAGUGGGCAGAAGGUUGCCCUUAUAGUUAGCCUAAGCAGGGAGUUGUACGAGACCGGGGAGGUAUCCUGGGUAGGUAGUUCUCAUCAGAAGGUGGAAACAUAGUGCAGCUCUCAAAGUUAAAUCUCAAAUCUCUUGUCAAAUACUGUAUGCCCUGUGUGGCUAGCAGGACAUAUUUGCAGAUGGAAGAAAAUGUAUGUCCAAAGUAGGAAUCCCUAUAUCAUAACUCUCCAUGGGAGCAAGGUGAACCCCUGGGGAUGCAGGCUGGGGAGACAGCUGCUGCUGGUGGGCAGCAGGGAACGGCUUGGGCCCUGAUCACCUCAUGGCUCCUUUCUGUCACUGGUGACCACAUGAGCCCAGGGGCAAAUGUUCUUCCCAUCAACACAUUCUCACGUGCUGCUGCCAGCACUGGCUUCAUUUUCCAAAUGUCCAAGGAUAUGAGGCCGAGCAAGCCUGAAUGAAGUCAGCAGGAGCUCUCUGGAAUUUUUGAGAAGUUGAGCAAAUGCCUGAUCACACCUUGAAUUCUUUGUGUGAAACCUUUAGCUCUGACCUUUCAUGUCACCUUUGCCCCUGGCUCACUGCACAUGGUUUUGUUUUUCAAGCAGUGCUCAUUGUGAGAGGUAAAAGAAUAGGUAAAAGGAAGUCAGUAAUUGCAGAAUUAAACCAGGCUCAAAUGCUGCGGCCUCCAAAGCCCACACCUCAGGAGUCACUCCCACUUCUCUGCAUUCUGGCAGUGACCCUAAUGUGUCUCCUGACCCCCAAAGGACUCACUUUGUGACAAAGAACUCAAGUCAUGGGACAAGAGCCUCUGGGGUAUCACCAUUUCCAGUAUAAUGUCAGAAGACAGCCAACAAAAGUCCUUUGCUCACAUGGUCAUGUUUUCAAACCUCUGACUGCUUCUCAACUUUCCCUGGCCUCCUAUUGGGCUAAUAUUUGGGAGCUGAAACAAUAGCUUUACUGAAGCAAUGGUGGGCAGUUCCUGGAAAGUCAUGUGAAUGUCUGAAUUGAACCAAUUUGUCAAAGACCAUUUUCUGUUCAUUCCUCACCUUCCUCACAUCCAAUGGUGAGGUAGAGUCCCCAGAGCACGAUAAUCCUUUCCUGAGAUACAAUGUAGAGGCUCCUAAGAAAAUGAACAAAGGAGAGGCUAAUUUUGGCUCUUCUGGGACUAAAGAAAAGAAAAACAGACAGGCAGGUCAGGUCCAGCUCAAGGAGGCCAGGGUAGGUCUUGUUUUGUAGUGCCAGGGUAUCUGCUCAGAUCACCAGGGGAUUUGGAGAACAAUGCAAGGGGGUGGAGGGUGGGGGGGUGGGGGGAACGGAAACAGAGCCUUGGCCCUCCCUGGCUGUAGUGACCAAAGCCUUAUCCAGGCUCUGGAGAGUUCACUAAAAUGACUGUCUGUGGCUUUAGACUUGAAUUUUGUUUUAAUGGUAAACUCCUUACCACUCCUUCCCAUCUAAAUUAUGAAUGAAUUAAGAUUCAGGGAUUUCCUACAGACCCAGCAGUGGCUCAGGCGCUGCAGGGCUCUGUGAAGCCCUGAAAGUUGUAGGCUAAUGUUGGUAUGCAGCAGCACUUUUUUCUGGGGUGAGGUCCUUGGCUUUCCUCGGAUUCCCAAAGGCAUCUGCCGUCCAAAACCGUGCACCUCCAGGAGGAGAGUCUAUCUCCCUCCUCUAGUCCCCGCCAGGCACAGCUUCUGCCCUUUAUGGCAGUGCUGGUCGGGUUUCAGUGUGCAGUAGCUUUAGCUGGGUAUGAUGUUAAAAUACAGAUUCUGAUUCAGUAGGUCUGGGUGGGGCUCACAAGUCUGCAUUUCUAACAAACUCAAGGUGAUAAGCAGCUCAAGCUGCUGUUCCGAGGAUUACACUCUCAAGUGGCAAAGCUUGAUGGCAAGCAAUGAUUCUCUCACCCCAAGCCUGGAUCACGUCCAUAGGCUCUUACGUGGUCUCUAUAGUUCACUGUGCCCGUGGCCACUGGAGUGAUCUCAGUGCGCAAUUCUGAUCUUGUUCUUCCCCCACCUUUGCCCUUCUGUGGCCUCCCUCCCCAGCCUCUUUGUUCAGUAAAGUCACCUCAGAAUCCAUAAGCAAAACAUUACAUGAUUUGUCUUCAUCCUGUCUUUUCCCCCGGUGUGCCGCUCCAUGAGCAAUUAGUUCCGUUCAUGCAGGACUACGGAAGAUCAAGGACUGAGGGCAGGGGGCUGUGAAUCAGAUCAGUGUCUGAGCCUUGUUCCUGCCACUUACUAGCUUUGUGACCAUCUGAAAUCCAGUUUUUUCAUGCGCAGAAUGGGAAUAAAAAUACCUACCUCAUGGGAGUAUCAUGAGGAGCAAAUGAGACAUUGUAUGUAAAGCAUUCAGCACGGUACCCACUCACAGCCACUGCUCAGUAAGCAGUAGCUGUUGUGACUUAAUCAUAAUAUGCCCUAGAAUUUCCGUUUGUCACAUGAUUUCCUGGUUGGAUUGUUCUCCUAGUUCCCCUUUUCAGCCUGCAUCAGAUGCCACCCCCUCCUCAAAUCCUUCCUGAUCCCCCUUCCUCAGUCACCAUGCAGUCUUUGACCUCACUUGUAACAUUGCGAGUGAUUUCUUUCUAUACUCUGCCUACAAUGCCCAGCAUAGUUUGGGGGCACGUAUGAAUAGCUGUCACUAAAAAGUUUUAUGAAACUGGGUUGUGUUCUUAUUUAUUUCUUUUUUUUUUUUAAUUUUUUUAAUGUUUGUUUAUUUUUGAGAGAGAGACAGACAGAGCAUGAGCCGGGGAGGGGCAGAGAGAGAAGGAGACACAGAUCCAAAGCAGGCUUCAGGCUCCAAGCUGUCGGCACAGAGCCCGACGCGGGGCUCGAACCCACGAGCCAUGAGAUCAUGACCUGAGCCAAAGUCAGACGCUCAACCGACUGAGCCACCCAGGCACCCCUAUGUUCUUAUUUCUUUUUGUCGUGUAUGUAUUGUACAUACUUGUAAUCCCUACUUCUUAACCACGAUGGAUAUAUAUGUAUUCUCCUUGGAGAGAUUUGUUUGGUUAUUUCUUUUUCACUUCCAACUAAUUUAAUCCUCCGUAAUAUCUAUAAAUUCUGCCCUGACAAGUUGCAGAUCUCAAGAGGGUAUGAGAUUAGCAUGGGCAUUACCUUAUAUUGAAGUCACUUCACUCCACAAAUGUUUUUAUGGGCAUCUUCCAUGGACCAGACACAAUAAAUGACAGUAGCGAAGAUCAUCACAUUUGCUCGGCAGCAAUACAGUGUGUAGCUUUCCUUAUGGAGGCUCUGGCUCCAGGACAGCUUCUGCCAUCCAGGAGAGGACAGGGUCUGUGCUGAGGCCUCCCUCUGUAAGCCCCGUUGUGUGCCCUCAGGGAACCCAUAAAUACCAGGGAUGUUCUGCUGUAGAUCCAGACAAGGAUCCCUUGAAGCUAUUUCCCAACUCUGAAGUGGUUUGGGCAGAAUAUUCUACUCCUCUGAAAAAUCAGUCCUUUUGAGUAUUUGUACUUUUAUCCCAGCCUCAAUUCCCUAAUAAUGAAGGCCCUCACCCAAGUAGACUCUAGGGCUUACAAAGAUUUUUCACAUACAUCAGUGAGACUGGUCUUUGUCACAGCCCUCAGAGGUAGAGUGGGGUUCCAGAUCCCUAUUUUUAAGUUGAGGUGCCAAAAGCUCAGAGGAAGUAAGGAAUAGACCAAGGUCUUGUGGCAAGCAAAUCCAACACUCGAAACCUGAAUGCAGACCUGCCGACUACAGGUCCAGCAAUUCUUUCUGUUGUGACUGAAUCUUGGGUCUCUUAGCCAGGAAAAGAUGAAGCAGGAUAGCAAAACCACCCCUCUGCUGCGUACUUUCAGUGCAUUUCCUGAAGCUGGGAGGGCACCAGUGAGGGGACAGCUGGGGGAGAUGUGGAGCUGGAGGGAGGGUGGCCCUUCUACCAUGUCAGCAGGAGAGGAAGCUUGAACAUAGAAGAUCCCUGGCCUUCCUCCUUGACUCUGACCUCACGGACUGCAGUGGGCCUCGCAGAACUUUCUGGUCUGUUGGGAAAGGAAAUGGCCUCCACCACGUGGGCCUAGGCAGGGAGGCAGCCAACAGGCAUCCCCCUCAGAAGACAGGUGAGCUGAAGUGGGCGGAUUUUCUUGUCAUAUGUGACUUUCUGUGGCUGCUUCCCAUCAAUUUUCCCUUUUAGCAAAGCUAAAAUUUAAAUUAGGCGUCUUGUGUCCAGCUUGAUAGUAGCACCCGUGAUUCAUGAGAUUGCCAAGGGGAAAGGUGACUCUCAGAAAGUCAGUGUGUGAUCCAACUGCCCUCCCACUCUGGAGGUGUCUCUCCAUUGCUACCUUCAGGAUGCGGGAUAAUUUUCAUUGAGACAAUCCACGAGUUUCCAUAGGUGGGGGAGAUAGAGAUUCCAGAAGUCACUUCUAGGUACCUUUCAGGGAUUGGGGUUCAGAAGCUUUAAGGUCCACUUCCAUCCCUGCUUCUAACUAAUAAGAGUGUUUGGGCCAGUGCCUGGACCUGAGCCUCUCUGCUGAGAGCUGUAAAUCAUGAUGGGUUAAGUGAUUUCAGCUUUGAUGCACAUCUGCAUCACCCAGGGAGCUUUUUAAACUAUACCUAAGCGGGGGCCCUGCCCUCAGAUCUUUAUUCAGUUGGUCUGGGUGAGGCAGGGGACUGAUAUUUUUUACAAGGUCCCCCAGGUGAUCAAUAAAGGUGAAGAAACGGGAUAGGUUAAUCUCUGAGCUCUUCUGGAGACCUGUGGGGGAGAACUCAUGUCCAUCUGGUCCACAUUCCGCAGUUCACCAUGUGGCCGUUCCAGCCUUUAAACUCAAGGCCAUGAAAGACCAGAAAGCACUGUACAGAGGGCCACUGGCCAAGUCCCUUAUUUUAAAGUGGCAGGGGAGAAUGCUCCUAGGGAGCAGUGUGUUCCAGGCACACAGGAAGGCAGGGCAAGCAGUUUGUCCAGGCAUUUGGCCCCCAAGUCUGUGGUCCUGUCUUAAUGCCACACAGCUCUGAAGGAAGCCCAGGAAAUUACUGGAGAGCAAGGUAACACUUUUGCCCUGUUUCCCCAGUAAGCCUUUCACCUAGUGGUGCUUUGGAGUCUGGUGAAUAAUUACUCAUUCCUUCUGCACUGAACUACAUAUCCAAACUCCAGAGAAGCAGAUUAUUCUUAUCCACAGAUGAAGAAACUACAGGUGGAAAGAUUGAGACUUGCCCUGGUCACACAGCACGAUAAUAACAAAGGCUGUGUAAUGGAAACAGAAGCCCUUGUUUUUCGUGGAGGAAAAUCCCUUCCUUUUCACCUUGACUUAGCUGUUCAGAAGCAGCAGGUCUCCGAGUUAGCAAGCUCUGCUGAGAAGUGGGGCAGUCCUGUUGAGGUGCUUCUGCCCCAGAAGAAGAGAGAGCGCCUUCUAGGUGAAGCUUCUCUAGUGGGGCCACUGUGCUUCUGGCACCUCAGUAUCUCUCACAUGUUUACCCUUUCCCUUUCCCAUCCUGUCCACUGGUUUUCCCUGCCCUUCUAUUCAGGACGAGCUGUCUAGGCUGUUCUAAGCCACAUCAUUCCACCUGGAAAGGCAAAAGGGCAGGAAAGCUCCCACCAGGGCAUGUAGGAGGUGGUGAGGAGGAAGAAUGUUAGGCCUUCCGUUCUCCUGUGGGUCAGCAAAAUAGCUGAAGAGGUAGGUGCUCCAGCAUGAAACCAUAGUGGAAACUCCUGCUGGCUCCUGCAAAGUUUUACGUGUCACCACACAUCCAUAUUUAUGGCUCCUUACAAAGAAUGAAAAGACUAUUUUCAUGCAAAUCCACUAUGUUAAUGUAGAUUUCUUUCUAGCUUUGCUCAAUGGAGAAUCAUUUCUGAGGUCCUGCUGUUGUUUCACUCCCCCUUCCCACUCAGCUCUAAAUUCAUUAGCAGCCACAGAAAAUGUGCUUCCAGAAAAUGUGCAUCCCAUAGACAUGUGUCAAGCAGAGAGUUUGUCCAGCCCAGCAAAGCGGCUUUGUGUGGCUUUGGUUUGAAGGUCCCAGCUGAUGCUUCCCUUUUGGGAAAUUACAAACUCUCCACCUAUGGAAGGUUAAUGGAUUGGGCUAAUGAAAAAUCUGUUAGCGCAAGCACAGCAUCUAUAGACCCCAUGGCUAGAAUAGCCAAGACAGUGGACCAGCUCAGUUAGGCUUGGGCCUCUGCCAGCUGCCUGACCUUCAGCAUUCUGUCAGUACUGCUCUGGUCUGGCUUUAACUGACCUCUGUCAUGCCAGGUGUGGCCACCAGCCUCUAAGCUGGCCCCUAGUGACCCAGUUCUCUUGGUAUUCACCCCUUACACAAUGAAGAGGGCUGGUCCUGUGACCCAUAGGAUAUUGUAGACUGCUGGUGUGUGGCUCCCCAGGUGAGAUCAUUAACAAAAUUGCAGCUUCCACGUUGGGCCCUUUGAAUUGCUCACUCUGGGAAGUGAGACCUCCUGUUGUGAGGACAUCCAGGCAACACUGUGGAGAUCAUGUCAGGAGGAACCAACUUCCAACAUGAACUUGCCAGGGACAUGAACGAGUCAUGUCCAGAAAUGGAUCUUUCAGUGUCAGUUAAGCCUUUAGAUGUUUCUAGCUCCUCAGCAUUUGAGUCUCAGCUGAGGCCCCAGAUAUCAUAGAACAGAGAUAAGCUGUCCCCACUGUGACUUGUCUACAUUCAUGACUCACAAAAAUAAUGGGAUAAGUCUUUAUUGUUGUUUUCUGCCAUUAAGUUGUAGGGGUGAUUUGUAACGCAGUAAUAGAUGACUCCAGCCUAAUUGUGUAUGGAUAUGAGCCAUUAUAAAAUUGUAUCUGCAAAAUGAAUCCCACUUUAUAAAGCAAUCGUUCAAAGGUGGAUUCUUCUAUACCUACACUCUAAAUUGUAUUCCUGUAGUCAAGUAUUCAUAAUAGAGGUGGGUUCUCCACCUACAAAUACCAAGAAAGGCUCAAAUACACCUUGCUGAUGGAGGGGAAAUGCAAAGUCCCCUAAAAGAGCCCUCACUUGAAGAAGCAGUAAACACGCUUAACUCCUCUCACCAAACCUGUCUUUAGCCCCUGGGAAUCUGACUUUAGUUUCUACCACUUGUUUGGAAUCAUCUUCUCUCCAGUCAUCAGGAGCCUCCUCAUCUAUAACUCCAGGAGUCUAAGUUCUGAUUCUCCUGUAACUUCUUGAUAGAUCUCCUCUUUGAUUUCCUUGAUACCUUUGUUCCUCAGUGGUCCACCUACUGCUUCCUCUAUUUUACUGGCAAAUCUUCCCCUGAAGCCCCUUUUCAUUCUGGCCUUCUCUCAAGAAUUCUUCCAGACUGAAGAGAAAUGGACUGCUUCGUGAAGGAGUGAGCUUCCUGUCCCUGUAGGCUUUAGUAGAUACAGGGUGACCAUCUAGCAGGGAUGUUCUGAGAGGGAUUCUAGAAGUGGUCUCUGAACCACUAAUCAGCAAUAUACAUUCUGUAAUUUUUGAAAGGCUUAGGUACCAAGAUACCUUUAAGAAUAUUGAAGGGAUGCCCGGGUGGCUCUCAGUUGGUUAAGCAUCCAACAUUGGCUCAGGUCGUGAUCUCGUGGCUUGUGAGCCUGGAGCCUGCUUCAGAUUUCGUGUCUGCCUCUCUCUCUGCCCCUCCCCUGCUCAUGUUCUGCCUUUCUCCCAAAACUAAAUAAACGUUAAAAAUAAAAAGAAUAUUGGAACCAGGACAGUUAUAAUCCCAGAAUUCAAACUCAUUAUAGAGAGUUGGAGCUGGUUAGGUUCUUUGAAAUAAUCUACAUGGUCUCAUUCACUAAAAUUUCAACUCUCUCUGUAGAGAUGACUCCCAUUGUUUUCUCAUGACUAGAACUAUUUUCCAAAAACUAGUCCCAAGUUCCCUCCAGGAACCUGUACAUCUACCCCUGGGUGUAGCCCAUGCCUUUCAAACUCAGGCUGGGUAAGUCAGAUGCACUGUCUUCUUCUCCAAAUCUAUUUGUCCUCUUCACUUAUCUCAAGCACACUAUCCUCUGGUUGAGUCAUCUUCUCUCUCUUUCCCCUGUCCUCCAAAUCUAUAUUUUAUCAGUUGCUAAGACUUAUUCAUUCUUUCUCCUUAAUGUCCUUCUCAUUCUUUCCCUCUGUAUUAGUUAGGGUUCUCCAGAGAAACAGAACCAAAAAUGUGUGUGUGUGUGUGUGUGUGUGUGUGUGUGUAUGUGUAUGUGGUAUACAUAUGAUUUAUUGUAAGGAUUUGGCUCACAUUAUUACUGAGACUGACAAGUCCCAAGAUCUGCAAGCUGGAGAUGCAAGAGAAUCAAUGGUUUAGUUGUAGGCAGAACCAGGAUUGCUGAUGAUAUAGUUGCCAUUCAAAGGCUGGCAGGCUUGGGGUGCCUGGCUGACUCAGUUGGUGGAGCAUGCAGCUCUUGAUCUCAGGGUCGUGAGUUCGAGCCCCACGAUGGGUGUAGAGAUUACUUUAAAUAAAUAAACUUAAAACACACACACACACAAAGGCUGGUAGGCUCAAUACCCAGGAAAAGCCAGUAUUUCAGUUUUAGUGUAAAGGCAGGAUGUGACUAAUGUCUUAGCUCAAAGCAUCCAGGGUCAGGAGGAGUUCCCUCUUACUAUUGGGAGGGUCAGCCUUUUUUGUUCUAUUUAGUCCUUCAACUGAUUGGACAAGGCCCAUCUACAUUAGAGAAGGCAGUCUGUUUUAUGUAGUCUACUGAUUUAAAUGUUAAUCUCAUCCAAAAACAUCUUCACAGAGGUCCCCUGAAUAAUGUGCACCGCAUGGUCUGUGAAAUCAAGUUGAUGCAUAAAAUUAACCAUCAGACCCUGCUACCCAUCCCCAUAGCCUCUGCCCUGAUUUGGGCCUAUAUUAAUUUGCUACCCCUGCCAGCACUUUUAGUUUCUCAAACUAUAACUAGACUCAAGUCCCAGCAGUCCCCAAGUAAGAUACAAAGUAUGACCUAUGAGGAGAUACAUUACACUCCAAAAAGAAUUUAUAUGUAUAGAAAUCUAGAGAAUACAUGUAGAAUAGGUCAUAAAAGGAUAGGAUCAUAGUGGAUGGAAUAUCAAGUUGGAUCAGGCAGAAUUUAUUGGUCUGUGCCCACUCAGCAGAGACUCCAAAUUCAGUCUUUUAGAUUGAGGGGUUAGAAGAGUCUUUAAUAUGUUGGUUAGUUGACUAAACCAUGGACCCGAAGGUGGCCUAUACGAAAUGAAGUUAAAUGCCAGAACCUCUUUGGCAUAUUGUAGAGGAAAGUACCCGAAAGCUUAGAGAGAUUGGUACGUUAGAAUGAACUUACCAUGUAAGACCUGUUCACCAGCUCUGGGAGGGUCGAGGACACACCUUUCACCACCACUGUGAAAAACUUGUGAGGGGAGCCUCAGCAUUCUUGAAGAGUCCUGUAGUCACCCUUCUCUGUAGGUCAAACAUUACAGUAGGAACUGCAACCACCAAAUUGGGAUUCCUGAUGCAAUGAGGAUAAUGGGACUCUGGAAUGGCAGGUACUUAAUCAACAAGAAAAGAGGGAUGUGGUUACUGUAAUUGGAUAACUGAGCCAAAACAAUAAUCACAAUAGUCUGACUCAUAGAGACCUAUGGCAUUUGGAUAAUAGAUCAUGGUUCCUUUGUGGAAGACUGAGAGAAAGAUUAACAGUAUAAAAUUCUGGCAUUGUAGCAGGGUCCUUCCUCAAGGAAACCUGGACUCCACUUCAAGAGGUUCUUGGUCUAUAAAUUGGCUCC
This is a messenger RNA of Acinonyx jubatus (cheetah), 16366 nucleotides long. RefSeq names its product coiled-coil domain containing 15 (gene CCDC15). Lineage: Eukaryota; Metazoa; Chordata; Mammalia; Carnivora; Felidae. The transcript has 14 exons. The coding region runs from base 302 to 2710 and encodes 802 amino acids. The record is from RefSeq and is a predicted model, not a curated record. Gene Ontology annotation, cellular component: centrosome.